Molecule: messenger RNA, 2175 nt
Organism: Sycon ciliatum
Lineage: Eukaryota; Metazoa; Porifera; Calcarea; Leucosolenida; Sycettidae
Product: nidogen-2-like
Exons: 8
Coding region: 202-1245 (347 amino acids)
Molecular function (GO): calcium ion binding
Source: RefSeq, a predicted model, not a curated record
GCUCUAAACUAGUCUAGAGUCUAAACUGUGUUACUGUAGUAUCCACCAUUUGCUUGCCGGUAUCAGCUUCGCCCGGAGGCAACGAAACUAACUUAGUUGGCCGUGCUUUAGGAUUGGAAAAGAAGGUUCUUUUAGCCUGUAGAAAUAUAUGGUGACGGCCUCGCUACCGGCAAUAGACCCUUUGAGAGUGGAAAACUGAAGAUGAGGAUCAGAGGGUUUCCAAUGGCGGUGCCUCAGCUCGUACUCGCGACGGCGCUGAGCGCUCUGGCUUCGGUUAGCAGCCUCUCCCUCCCACCGACAUCCGCCAUAGACGCACCGCAGUCGGCGGAGUUCAACUGCAUGAGCGAGUGGCUACAACUAGCCGGUUCAAGUGCCUCGGAAGCGGCCAGGAUUGCUCGCUCGAGGGCUGUCCUUGACGCUAAGCUGGACGAGAGUGGCGUACUGCGGUUUCGCAAGUUCGUCCUCAGUUUGAUUCUCGGUCACAAUCCAGAACUGGCCGAUCAAGUCAAGAAAUGUGUCGGUCGUCAGCCCGAGUGCCCGGCCGCCAGCAAUGCCCUGCAGCUGCCGUGCAAGGAGAGGGGCAGGUGCACGUUCAAUGUCACCGUCGGAAAAGCCAUGUGUGUUUGCCCGCCGGGACGCACUGGAGAGGAAUGCGUAGAUAUUGACGAGUGCUCGUCAGCGGCUCUGAACGAUUGCGCUGACGACGAUGUCGCCACCUGCUUCAACUCCAUCGGCUCGUACGCCUGCGAGUGCCGAGACGGCUACCGCGGAAACGGGAGAAGCUGCCAAGAUCUGGACGAAUGUUCUAGAGGCACUGCUGACUGUGAUAAAGCACACGCGUACUGUAACAACACAAUAGGUUCAUACCAAUGUACUUGUGCGUCAGGCUAUGUUGGAGAUGGGAGGACUUGUGAAACCGAUCCAUGCAUCAGAAGUGAGAACCAUGCCCUGUGUCAACAAGUCGAGAAUAUCAAAGCAAACCACAAGAAGCUAGAGAUGCGCCUUAUGCAGCGCGAUCAGCAGAUCGGCCAUUUGGUUGAUGACAUGAAACUACUGGCGUCGAUCUUUGUGCGGCGGGAGGAGAAAGUCGACAAGCUUUCCCAAGAUCUGAAGGACGCCACGGCCAAGCUAUCCGGAGAAAUUGCUGAAGUCCGCAAAGAGGAGGCAUCUAAGUGUGGGAUCAUUCGUGGAAGACAUUCACGCCGGAGAAGGUUAGUCGCACGUCUCAGAGCAUGGGUAACCUGACCUUUGUCAAGACUCGCAACGACACAGCCCUCCGUGUUGUAUACACAUCAACAUUCGGGUUUGCCGUACAGGGCUACAGGUACUCUAACUGGCGUUGCGCGAGGAUUUCCGUGCUCAUAAAUGGUGAGGAGUGCUCGGAUCCCGGACCGAUCAGUAACGGAGUCGGUGGCACGGCACGCACGACUGAUUUCAGUCCCGGGAUAGUCAGCGGAAUAUGCAACAUCAACACUGCCGGUGAGAUGACCCUGUCGACCGUUGCCCGGGGUGACUGCACGGGUACGACACCUUACGAAGGCUACUACCAAGGCAGUGCAGGGAUCACACCGUCACUGCAUGUGGAGGAACUUUGUCAGAACUAGCCUCGGAAUGCACGCCUGUAAACUGUGUUCGCACAUGCACACGCCUACACACAUACACACACGUGUACACACAUGCAUGCAUGUACACACACACACACACACACACACACACACACACACACACACACACACACACACACACAUGUGCACUUUUUUGUGCAGAUAGAAAUACAUGAUCGUCCCGAAAAGCAUAAAAGAGCAUGCGAAAACCCGGUUGCCUUCUGUUGGCUCCCCCCCCCCCCCCCUCCCGGACCCAAAAAAUAAUCAUCUUAGGCUUGCAGAGAUUGGGUUGAGUGUUCUACUUCCAAGAUAAAGGAAUGAUGUUUCCAAGCCUGCUCCUUUGCUUUUCCCAUUGGGCAACGCUUGCCACAAGCUGGCAUCACAUACCCAUAUUUUGUCUUUUCUUGUUUUCUGGAUUGCUCAAGGGCUUAAGGCUACAUGUAUUGCAGUAUGGGCAUGAUUGUACUGUAUCGUUGGGCAACACCAUAAGGCUGCAAACUAUCGUGGCGGACAAUUACGUGAAUUCCGCUUUAACAUAAUGUGUACCCAUGCUGCCCUGUUCGUGGCACAA